UAGCGCAGUAUCACGUUUCAUACUCUUCUCCCAGAACUCUGUACAGUACUUCAAUAUAACUAGUUUUAUACGUUCACCUUUGACAUUGAGUUGAAAACUAAAGAAACUCACCACGAAUGAUUUUACUUACAGCAGAAAGGUCGGGUCUGUGCACCAUGAGGAUAACAAGCCUGAGCCGAGGUCUGACCCUGCUGACGCUGAUCCUGCUGGCGUUGGUCCUGCUGACGGGAGGAGUUGAGGCCAGACCGGAAAAUUCAGAAGGAAGAAAUGGAAGAAGUCUAUUCGUGAGAGCCUUCAGGUGUUUAAUGACAGAAAUAAGAGGCAGAUUUGUACCCAGGACUCCGAAUGAUGGUGAAGACGAAGCAGAAGUUGAUGCUGAGGAAACUGAUAUUCCUGCUCCUCCGGAGGAAGGACUGACUAACGAGAGGUUGAGGUUUCCGGAAUUCAUAGACUGCAUGAUGAAUCCUGAGGAGAAAUGAGAGAGUGGUGGUGAUGUGAUCUAAUGUGGGGCACCGCCACGCCACAGCUGCUACACAUCCCCGCGCUGCCCUGCGUUACCAAGGACCGUAUUCUGUAGCACUUCUGCGCUGCACCUCCACUACUUUCAAAAGACUUUAGUUGAAGGUAUACAGGUUUUUGAGGGUGGUUUUACGAUUGUAGUGACACAUUAGCAAGAAUUUUUACCUUAUUUAAAGUAGAAAUAGUCUUGAAAACCC
Molecule: messenger RNA, 716 nt
Organism: Scylla paramamosain (green mud crab)
Lineage: Eukaryota; Metazoa; Arthropoda; Malacostraca; Decapoda; Portunidae
Exons: 3
Coding region: 117-479 (120 amino acids)
Source: RefSeq, a predicted model, not a curated record